Daphnia pulicaria is the source of this 2238-nucleotide messenger RNA. RefSeq names its product DNA repair protein RAD5A-like. The record is from RefSeq and is a predicted model, not a curated record. Gene Ontology annotation, molecular function: ATP-dependent chromatin remodeler activity; ATP binding. NCBI's taxonomy places the organism in Eukaryota, Metazoa, Arthropoda, Branchiopoda, Diplostraca, Daphniidae. The coding region runs from base 1 to 2238 and encodes 745 amino acids. The transcript is spliced from 11 exons.
AUGAUUCGGGCUCUGCAUCCACUCAGUGCAUCGCACAACAAGAAGGGUAAAGGUUUGUGGCAAGCCACUUGGGAAGGAGAGAUAACCAGCUCGACGUUUGGGAAACUGAGAGUAAAAGCUUCCAAGAUACAAAAAAAUUCCGAGCUUCUUAGCGUUAUGAUACCUGUUGUAUUAAAGGAAUGGAUAUUAGUAGAACAAAAAACAGUUUGGGAUACUAUCGGAAUAUUUAAGACGACGGAUAUUUCGGUUGUUAAAAUCAUUCCAGUGACCGAAAGCGAUGAGAUGAAAUAUUUCAGCUUCAUAAAAAGAAUGCAAGACAGCAAACAUUUUGUCGAACUUCGGCCUUUGUCAAUGCUAAAUGAGCAACUGUUUUUAAUUUCGAUGCCAAAAGGGAGUUCAAUUCCACAAGUGCUGUCCUCUAUUUCGGAAGCGACUCAGAAUCUUUGCACUAAAAAAUCCGGACUGAUGGUCGGUAUCUUGCUUCGAAAAGGGACAAACAGUAAACCCAUUGUCGGCUCCGCUGCAGCUGUUCAUAAUCCUACCGUUAGCGCAAAAGCUACUAAAGACGUCACAGUUACCGUAAAAGAAAGCUGCCGAAUAACGAAAACACUCAACGACGUUCUUGACAGGUGUCCGUCUUACCAAGAAAUGACUCCUAUGCCAAAAAUUAUGACAACCAAACUCUAUGACUACCAACCGUGGGGACUUUGUUGGCUGUUGUGGCGUGAAACUGAAUCGCCUAAAGGUGAUUGUGGUUGUGAUUUCAAUGCAUCCAAUUACCCUAAUCAAUCAUAUUUUGUAGGAGGAAUUUUAGCAGACGACAUGGGUUUGGGGAAAACACUGAGUAUGAUUUCUUUAAUCGCUUAUCAAAAAGAAAACCAGCCCAUACUGCCUUCUGACUCGGAUAUUCACGAUCCCAAUGGCGGAACGCUCAUCAUAUGCCCGUCUGGUGUUCUUGGGCAGUGGGAGCAAGAGAUUCGGAAACAUUGUGGGUCCCUAAGCGUGGCAGUUUAUCAUGGAGCUUUAAAACAGCGAAAAGAAAUGCAUCUUACUCUACACACAUACGACAUCGUGUUGACUUCAUAUGGGAUUAUUAAAAGUGAACUGUCGGGUGAGGAGAACUCAUUUAGCGUGACAAAUCACAAAACUCAGUCUAUACUGUUUUGCAAACUUAGAACUUCCCGCCGAUGGGCCGUGGCAGGGACGCCAGUUCAAAACAGAGAGUUGGACCUCUACCCCAUUAUACGUUUUCUACGCGUAACGUCUUCCAACAAGCAAGCUAAAUGGGAUCGUUUGGUUGGUGAGGAAUCUGAAGGGUUUGGGAUGAAACGUCUGCAACUCCUAGUUCGAAGCAUACUACUACGGCGCACAAAAAAUCAAAAGAUCACAGGAACAAAGCUUUCUGAGGAGGAACAAACUCUUUACGAUAAACUGCUGUCGCUCUCAAGAAAAGCGUUAAAAAAACAUCUGAAUUGGAAAGAAAACUCAAAAAAGAAGGAUUGGGAUCGUAAGGACCCAAAAGUUACGCAACAGGCCAUCCUAGUGAUGAUAUUACGACUAAGACAGGUCUUCUCGCAUCCGGCUCUGGUUCUAACGAUGUUUGAAGACGCCGAUUCGGAAUUCACGGGUUUUGACGCCGAGAGUUGGAGCGACAAUUACUUCCAUAAACAAAACCCUGUUUUCCGAAGGGAAAAAAUGAGCACAAAACUGAAAUACAUUCUAGAUGAAGUACAGGGGAUUCUUUCGGUCAAAGAGAAAAUUGUGAUCGUCUCUCAAUGGACAGCAAUGCUGGAUCUCAUAGCUAUUCAACUCGAUAAUCUUUCUAUCGCUUAUCAAGUCAUAAACAGAAACAUAUCUGCCAACAAACGCACAGAUAUAGUAGAUGAUUUUAACGGAAACGAAACCGAUUUUGCUACUGUCAUUAUUGGCCGGUGGUACGGGGCUCAAUCUAAUUGGUGGAAGACCAGACAGAACCAUCUCUUCCUUGUAGAUCCCCACUGCAAUCCUCAAUUAGAGGCACAAGCUACAAAUCGGAUCUUUAGAAUCGGCCAGACAAAAAUCGUUUCUGUUCACCGGAUCGUGAUUCAAGAAUCGAUGGAAGAAAAAGUGUUGGCACUGCAGUUAAACAAGAUAGCCACUGCCGACACUAUCAUCACGGGAGCAAUGAAUAACUCCAACGCGAAUUUAAGUCUGGAAGACAUUCAAGACAUGAUCGAAAACACUGAGGAGAGCGAAUAA